Molecule: messenger RNA, 2495 nt
Organism: Seriola dumerili (greater amberjack)
Lineage: Eukaryota; Metazoa; Chordata; Actinopteri; Carangiformes; Carangidae
Product: centrosomal protein of 164 kDa-like
Exons: 12
Coding region: 16-1701 (561 amino acids)
Source: RefSeq, a predicted model, not a curated record
CGGCUACAGCUCGACAUGCAGAUACAAAAGAAACAUCUUACACACACGCGCAAGGAGUCAGAACUGCAGGAUCUGGCAGAUCAGAUAGAGCUGAGGGCCAAAGAGCUGAAGAGCCAGGAGGCCAUGCUGCAGACCAAGGUAGCAGAUCUUAAGAGAAGGAGGAAGAAGCUUGGGGAGGAAGAGGGGGAGGUGGACAGACAAAUAGAGACCUUACCCCGGCUGAUCCAGGAGAGGGACCAGCUGCAGGAGGAGCUGGACAGGAUGAGAGAGGAGAAACACCAAGCCCGAGAACUCAUCCAGAGAGCCAGGGAAGAGGAGGAGAGGCUGAGAGAGGAGAGAGACAAAGCCAGAGAGGAGUGCAGGAGAGCGAAGGAGGACAAAGAGAGGCUGGAGAGCAAGGUGACGCUGCUGCAGGAGAGAUGCGACCGUCUCAGCCGCAGAGUCAGUGAGUUGGAACAAGGUGAAAGAGCAAGUGUCUCCCCCAGACAAGAACCUAAACAUGACAAGAAGGAGGAGAAAACAGAGGUGACGGCGCCCUCCAGUGACAAGAGAGAUUCAUCACUACAUGUAGAAGACCUGGACUCACCAGUCUCCCCUGUGCCUGACAGCCAGAGCAGCAUGGACGAGUUCCGACACUACAUCUCCUCACACGGCGCUUCCAUCCAAAAAACCAAACUCUUCCUGGAAAGGGAGAGCAGCCGGCUGAUGGAGAGACAGGCAGCUCUGCGGGCGGCCCAGUCCACCUCCUCUCAGGAUCCCAACCAUGAAGGAGGGGUGACUGAGGAGAUGAUAAGAAACCUCAUGCAGGAGGCCAGAAAUGUGGCGGAGCUGCAGCAGACAGUUCAGAGGGGGAACUCUCUCCUGCGGAGGAAAGAGGAGCAGCUUCAGCAGCUGGAGAGCUCGAUAGCUGAGGAGCCUCUGUUUGACAAUCUGUCUCGGCUGGGGGGAGAAAGGAAGGUGACCUUUGAUGUGACUGAGUCAGACCUCAGCAGCACUGUGGAUCCACCAGAUGGGACAGGAGCUCAUCCCACAGUCCCAGCCAAAGUCCAGGAGUUAGCAGAGUCCCUGCAGCAGAUCUCGGGCCAGCUCAACACCGUCCUGAGUGCACUGGGUUCACUAGCUCAGAGGCAGAGUACUGCGCCUUACACAGCCUUCCCUAUGUCUCUGUCUCAGCCUCACUCCACUCCAGCUCCCACCUCUGCCUCCACCUCUUUCCCAGUCAUGCCCCAGAUGCACAGCCUGGGCCCCAGCUCCUUAGCCCCACCUCCCCCAGUGAGGCUCUCAGAGCCAUCUUGGAACUGGGUGCCUCAGGGUAACUCGGCAGCCACCCCUCUCUACAGCACCCCCAUCAGCAGUGGGCUGAGGGCCUCUGAGGACCUCAUCAACAGCCGAUGGAGCCAGAUCUUCCCUGGAGCAGGUUUGGACCCAAUCACCUCCAGCACCUUGAGGACCUCCUCAGCCUACCCAUCAUACACUCCUGUUAGUGAACACAGUCGAGGCCUGCAGUCCAUGCAGAAGUCAGUGGAGGCGGACGGCCAGAGACUGCAGGGGCUGAUCGACGGCAACAAGAGGUGGCUGGAGAUGCGCAAGAAAGACACCAGCAUACCUCUGUUCACUCGCUAUCGGGCUCCAUCCACUAAGAGCGGCCUUGUCCAGCUGGGACUGGACGAUAACAACCAGAUCAGAGUCUAUCAUUACUGAGGACAUGACGCACAGUUCAGUCUGGCUGUACAGUGACUGUCACCGAGGACUUUGACUGACUUUAACGACUGUGACAAGUCAGUGCUGUGACGUUUACACGCAGGGCCUCACGUGAGUGCCCUGUGCCCUCUGUGAUUCAUUCCUUAGGUUUUCAGGGAAAACCCGGCCUCCUCCACUGUGAUUGGAGGAAGAGCUGACUGCAGAGGAUAUGGCAGUUCAGGGGGCCACAUGUCACAGAGGGCUGAGGACUUUUAUCCUCCACAUCAGAUACCUUUUAAAGCACUUCCGUGUCAUGUUUACAGAUAUAAGCUCCAUGCCAGACUUGGGUCAAACACUUUUUUAAUGAUUUAGUUCACAUUGAUGUCAGGUGGCCGUUUGUAGGAGAAUCACAGAGAAGCAUCUUCAUGUCUACUUGGAACACUCCUUUAUUACUGAAACCUUUCCAUACGUCAUCUAAUUUGUCUUCUCGUGAACUCCAGACUUAACACUUAAAAACAUGCUUUGAAGAUGCACAGAGGUCAACUUCCAUUACAUGAUGUUAUAUUUGUAUUUAUGCCACUGGUUUUGUAAAGGACUUGUGUGUGAACUUCUUCGAUUCUUGUCAUUUUAGCCUUUCAGAAACAGAUUCAAUCACUAUUUUUGUAAAGGUUAAGACAGUCCACUUUUAUUUUGUAUACUUUUCCAUAUUCUCUCAAACAGAGAUGUAGUACAGCAGUUGUCGUUAGCCGUGGCUAGUGUAAAAUUUAACAUAUGCAGUCAGAAAAAUGUCCUCUGUGCUUAUAAAUUUGUGUAAA